Messenger RNA from Larimichthys crocea (large yellow croaker), 3789 nucleotides. It is a transcript of the gene il23r, whose product is annotated as interleukin 23 receptor. Gene Ontology annotation, molecular function: protein binding. NCBI's taxonomy places the organism in Eukaryota, Metazoa, Chordata, Actinopteri, Sciaenidae. The record is from RefSeq and is a predicted model, not a curated record. The coding region runs from base 968 to 3643 and encodes 891 amino acids. The transcript has 16 exons.
UCUCUAGCACUCUGAGGGACUAUAAACAUAAGGAACCAGCUAAAUGGGAAAAGAUAUGGGUUGAUUUUUGUGAGGUGACCUUUUUCAGACCAAACGUGUAAGUUUGUUUUACCAAUCUGACUUAUUUAAGGGCAGGACAUGUACAUUUAUUGUCAGUUCAGGCAGGACGGUGAACUGUUUUUGAUGUAAUAUGAAUCAGCUAUGCUUGCCUCGCCAUUCACUGAAUCAGCACAUGUAGAGUUACUGUAACAAAGCCUUUAGAAGUGUGAGGAAACAAAAAGAAAAUAGGUUGUCGUCAAGCUAUGGUCAGCAUCUUCAAGUAAAACCUGAUGUCACACAGUAUGUUAAAUUUUGGGUUGAGUGUUUGGUUUGUCUGCUAACAGACGCACUUUUAAUGAGAGCAGGUACUCAGCAUAUGUGUGUGAUGAAAGUCAACUGAACCUUUGUUGUGAUGAAAAACAAGCAACAGAAGUAGGACACCAAAGUACUGCAGUAACGUUCAAAGUUUUUGCAUUUGCCAAAAUACCACCAAACUAGGUCACUGCCCUCUUUAAGAUGUUUCACUCGCUCAACAGUCAGAUGAAGCAAGUCACCUGAGCGGUAUAUAACUAUGGUUAAAACCUUGUUGGAUUGUAUCUCACUAAGAAACCUUGAAAGGCACGCAGACGACAUGAGAUUCAGGUGAGUUUUUAUCUUUCUUACACAUCAAACAUAAUUUGGUGUUUUGUGAGAUCUUUGAUAAAGAAGAAGAAAAUGAAAACAGGACUGGAUAAAAAAAAAAAAGAUCUCAUUUCAAGACCAAAUAUCCAGGUUGUAUCAUCAUGAACUUUGAAGAUAACUUUAUGUUGGGAAAUUCCAAGAAUGUCAUACUAAAAACAAUAUUUGAUGAUUUAUAAAGAAUAACUUUUGUUUCCAGCUGCUGAGUCAUGCUGAGUGGGUUCUGAGAAAUUAAGAAAGAUGAGCUGAGAUGAAUCUCCACUCGAUCAUUUGGAUAUUUAUUAUUAUACUUAUCAGUUUUUCCAACAAGCGUUGCCCUCUUCUCCUUGCUGACUGCCAGGUCUUAAAUAAGCAUGGCUACCUGACAGUAGAACCAGGUCCGCUCUUCCUCAUAGGCUCAAACCUGACAGUGUACUGCCACCUGUCAAAAUGUAAUCACAGGGCCAAAACCUUCCUGGAGCUGAACGGUAAGAGAGUGGCACCUCGGGAGAAAGUCAACUGCACCACGACAAUAUUCAGUUUGUUCAAUGUCCGGACGCCAUACUCUGCAUUGUACUGCAUCCUACAGAAGGAUUAUCCUGACAUUGUUGAUGGACUGGACCUGCAUGGUGGUCUCCCUCCAGAUAAACCCAAAAAUAUUACCUGUGAGACGUCAAGAAGCUCAGAUUUUAUAAACUGCUCAUGGGAGAGAGGACAGGAAACACACGUCUCUACCACCUACAACAUUUCAGUCAACAGAGAAAAUGGAACCCAGAUGCUGUUAGGUCAAAUCGAAGAUGCUGAAGAAAUUGAAAUACCACGAGCAAUGAUAGAUGAAAACACUAAAUACCAGUUGAUUGUCACUGCUUACAACCAAUUUGGAACAUCACAGUCUGAUCCAGUCGCCUUCUGUGGAAACGAUAUAGUGAUACCAGAGACCCCUCGCAUUAUCCAGAUAAAGUUUGGGAACAACUCCAUAGCAGCCAUUUUGCAAUGGGAAACUGCUGAAUCAUCAGAGCCCCUCAGAUCUUUUGUCCGGCUCCGCACAGUUAACGGCCCCUGGGAAGCGGGAGAGGGAACAGAGCUCAGUGAGGGUCUGAUACAAGUAAAAGGCCUGAAGCCUUUGACUGAAUAUGAGUUCCAGAUGAGAACAUGUAACUCAAUAUCAGGACUGACGCACAUCAGCACGCCCAGGUCAACCACCAGCAAAUGGAAGUCUCUCUGCAGCAAAUGGAGCCCAUCUGUGACAAGGAAAAGCCCCGGAAAAGGUCCAUAUCAGCAGUUGCAUGCAUGGAGGAUGUUAGGCAGCGUCAGAACAAAUAGUUUGCGGUCGGUGACAGUUUUGUGGAAGCCUCCAUCUCCAGAAGAUUUCAGUGGAGAGUUGCAACACUAUAAGAUCUUUUGGGGUAGUGACCAGAAACAAGAAGUGACCUGUCAUGCUGCCUUGAGUCAGUGUUUGGUUGAGGUACCAGCAGAGGUCCAGGCACUAAGCGUCAGUGCUAUCACCUCAUAUGGGGCAUCUCCACCAGCGGAAGUGUCACUCAGGCACUCAGGUGAUUUUGGACCUGUUUUGAGAGAGUUGGCCCCUGCAGCUGAUGAAAGCUCUGUAUUCGUCUCCUGGUCGUGGCCGGGGAACAAACAUUGGUCAACACCUGGAGGAGAACUGCUGUGCUAUGUGUUAGAAUGGACAAGUAUACCUGCGGCAGAGCAGCAGUGGCAAAAACUGAGUAAAGAUGAAGACAGCACAUCUAUCACAGGACUGACUGCAGGUGUGAGGUACAAAAUCUCUCUGUAUGCUGUGACCACCAGAGGUGUUAGUGCGCCAUCAACUGAGCUGGUGUAUUGCAAAGAAGAGAAGCCAGUGUCUGGUCCUAACCUGUCUAUACUGGAGCAUGGGGCCACACGGAUCCAGAUCCAGUGGGACGAGUUGCCUGUGAGCCAGCAGAGAGGCUUCAUCACAAACUACACCAUGUAUAGCCGCACACUGGAGUCCAGCAGCACUGAGCUCCGAGUGACGGUGUCUGGCUCCGACCCCAGACAGAAGUGGUUGGACUGUCCUGAAGGAGGUCUGGCUCUGCAGAUGACAGCAUCGACCUCAGCAGGAGAAGGGCCGCGUGGGAGUCGGAUCUUUUGUCAGCCUGCAACUCCUGCAGUUGGCCUGGUGAUUGGGAUUGUUUUCAUCACUACCCUCUUUAUAGCAAUCAUAGCCAAUCUGAUGUGCUGGAGUUGUGUGAGAAAAAGGAUCAAACAGAAAUGUAUAUCCUGUGGACCUGGUUGGUUUGAUAACCACCUACCAAAACCAGGAAACAGUAUUGCCAUCAGACUGCUGGAGCAGGACGGAGGUGAACCCCUCUUCUCAUCCGCCUACAGUGACCCUCCACUGUCCCCUAUCAGUUUCAUCUCCCAGGGGGAGAGGGACGACGUGUACCCCAACAUUCACAUGGAAAUCUCCGCAGAUCCUGGGACGACGCUCGUUGACAGCCAGUUGGAACAUGUCAGCUACAAACCGCAGAUUGCUACGUUGGAUUUACAAGAAGCGGAGGAGGUGAUGGAGACUGAGGAAGAGCUGAGGGAUGUACAAACAAGUUGGGAGGAAGAUAGAUGUGUAUUUGGAGGAUUACUGAGAGGCUUUCUGUCCAAUGUGGAGGUGGAUUUCUCUGAUUCACCUGUGGGCCUCACUCUCAGCUCUGUCACUGGCCUUCUUUUGCCUAAAACUCCUGCAACAACAACUGUCAUAAAUGGAGCCUUUUUAUUGGGGACGAGGGUGGCUGAGAACGAUGUGGAAGCAGACUCUUCGUCUCUGGAUUUACACCAGGGUGAAAUAAUGACUCACGACACAACAGACACUUGUUUAUCUCAGUAUACAGUUGAAACAACACUGACUGACGGUUAUUUCCCUCAGGUAGCCGCUAUCAGCAGCACUACAAUCUGUGACGCACAGAGGUAGCGGGCACGAUGGGAAUGGCACAAACUUGCACUACUAAACUGAUUUUCAAGAAAGCAUUAUUAAAAUUUGCCGCUUGACCUGAGUGACUUUGUGUAAUCAGGGAAAUAUAUGCCUCAAAUGAUGUAACCAUAAUCAGCUCCGCUAAA